UUCUCCCUCACUAGUGCUACUAUACGUGGCUGUCCGGCACAAGCGUUUUGUUUACCUGCAGCUUUAAGUUAGAGAUUCUCUACUGUUGAUCACACCCCCUAUUGGAGUUCGUUAUAGCAAGCACGGUAAAGCCACUAAGUACCUCAGCAAUUCCUUCGAAGCGUCAAUUUUCGACGAAGAAGCUGACGGGCGACCCAAAGAGACAAAGAGAAUCGCAGCGGAAUGUCUUUCAUAUGGGAUUGGAUCUACAGAGGAUUCAGUGGUGUUUUACACAUAUUAGGACUGUACAAAAAGACUGGGAAGCUGGUUUUCCUUGGGUUAGACAAUGCAGGAAAAACAACAUUACUCCAUAUGCUCAAAGAUGACAGACUUGGACAGCAUGUUCCCACGCUUCAUCCAACUUCAGAAGAGUUGACAAUUGCGGGAAUGACUUUCACAACAUUUGAUCUGGGUGGACAUGCACAAGCAAGAAGAGUUUGGAAGAAUUACUUACCAGCCAUUAACGGAAUAGUCUACCUUGUGGAUUGUGCUGACCAUGAGCGUUUACUUGAGGCUAAAAUUGAACUAGAUGCUCUUUUAACUGAUGAGACCAUCUCUGAUGUGCCAAUCCUCAUUCUGGGAAAUAAAAUUGAUCGACCGGAGGCAAUUAGUGAAGAUGCACUGAGGGGGAUGUUUGGUCUGAAUGGACACACUACUGGAAAGGGGAAUGUGUCACUGAAAGAACUGAACCUGAGGCCAAUGGAAGUUUUCAUGUGCAGCGUUUUAAAGAGGCAAGGAUACGGGGAAGGUUUCAGGUGGCUUUCUCAAUACAUUGACUAAUUAGAAGAAUCAGUGUUACUGAACGAUUUAAUACCCCAAAUCCACUUCCCCCUAUUUAUUAAAUGUUCUGACUCAGGAGUACAAACCAUUUUAACACAAUGAAAAAUGAAUGUUAUGUUAGUGAUGAAUGCUUUUGAUCUGAGCCUUAAAUAUAUUCUUUUCUUAAGACUGCAAGAAUGUCUAUUAUCACAUAAGGUUAGUGGUGAUGAGAUGAAUUUGCAUGCAGAUUUUUGUAGUUUCCACUUCUGUAUACAAGGAACGAAGUAAUAUAGCAUAUAUGGUAGCAUUUCACAGAGCAGGAUCAUUUUGAGAAGACAACAAAAUAAUUCUCAUUAAGGACUUUUUUUGCUUUUAGCUUUAAUGCCUGUUACAUAGCCUGCCUUAGAAUUACAGUACUGUGCCUUAAUGUUCAUCUAUUUGCAACAGUGUUAUCAGUUGGGACUAGAUGAUUAUUAAUUGUGCCAUGCGAUAUCCAUGUCAUAUGGAGAGAAAAGCUUCAGUGGAAAGAAGUGCAAUAAAUAGCCUUACAUAUAUAUUUUUAACUUUAUCAACAUUUUAUCACCUCUGUGCCUUAAUGCUGGUGGUGUGUUAGUAUGGUAGCAUCACUUUGGUCUUUCACUCCUUCACAAGAAGCAGCUCUAUCUCUUACCUGUGGAUAUAUGAGGCUGUAUACAUGCUUAAAUAAACAUUUAGUUUAGGUUUAACACUGAAACUUAGGCUUUGUUAUUUGACCUUUACAUGUAGUUAACAUUUUUAUAUUUUAAAUAUUGUAUGUACAGCAGUUUAAAUUAUGCAGCGCACCCCCAUCUCCCCCACCCCAGCUUGUUUUUCAGUGUUAAACUACCUGAUUUGUGCAGUAAUGAGUACUUUUUGACUAUCAUUAUUUACAUGCAGUAAUGAUACGAGAGUACAUGAAAACAAUUGAAGACAAACUUCCAGAGAACGAGCUCAUGUGCAAUACACAGAAUGUCAUAUUAAUAAGUCACUUUUCAUAUGCAGUAUUUGUACAUAUGUGAAAAGAUUUUGACUGCUUACACUUGAAACUUAAAAUUAUGCUGCAAAUGGCACCGCUUUAAUGGCAUGUUUUGGUGGAGACAAAAAUAAAUAUCUUUUAGAUUCUA
This is a messenger RNA of Colossoma macropomum (tambaqui), 1940 nucleotides long. RefSeq names its product secretion associated, Ras related GTPase 1Ab (gene sar1ab). Gene Ontology annotation, molecular function: GTPase activity; GTP binding. The transcript has 7 exons. Gene Ontology annotation, cellular component: endoplasmic reticulum exit site; COPII vesicle coat. The coding region runs from base 223 to 819 and encodes 198 amino acids. The record is from RefSeq and is a predicted model, not a curated record. Gene Ontology annotation, biological process: membrane organization; endoplasmic reticulum to Golgi vesicle-mediated transport; vesicle organization. NCBI's taxonomy places the organism in Eukaryota, Metazoa, Chordata, Actinopteri, Characiformes, Serrasalmidae.